This is a messenger RNA of Rhododendron vialii, 3652 nucleotides long. RefSeq lists its product as uncharacterized. The record is from RefSeq and is a predicted model, not a curated record. The transcript is spliced from 4 exons. The coding region runs from base 2635 to 3384 and encodes 249 amino acids. Gene Ontology annotation, biological process: regulation of asymmetric cell division. NCBI's taxonomy places the organism in Eukaryota, Viridiplantae, Streptophyta, Magnoliopsida, Ericales, Ericaceae.
UGAAACCAUCGCACUUGUACUUCUCUUCUACAGGAGUUCAUUAACUUCGUUUUGAGAUCCCCAAACGUUCCCCUCUCUCUCUCUCUCUCUCUCUCUCUCUCUCUCUCCCUCCAUAAAUUAUGUUGUGGGAGCUUGUGUCCAUGCAUGUGGCAAAGCUCAAGGAACUUGAGUUCUAAAGUUUCUUCACUGAUUAAAAAAGGUACUUUAUUCAAUCAUUUAAUUUAUCCAUGGACGAUUCCUGUACGAUUGUAUGUCACUUCCUAGUCAUUUAAUUGACUACAAUUUGUUUUUCUUGCGUGACAGAAUGCAUGAGAUGUAUCCAAGUUCAUUAAUAUGGUUUGUUAGACUUUCUCUCACAUUGCUCGCGAAUUGGUUUCAGAUUGGAAUCCUCUAAAUAAUCUAAAUAGUAUCAGAGCUAGGUCUUAGAUGGCUUCACCUCACGUGGUCUAGUCUCCAUCACCCAAGUCAAAUCUAUUGGUCUCCUCAAUUUGUACCUCCAAGUACAUCCGGGCUGCACAUGAGGGGAGUGUUAAAUUUUAUCACAUAUUGUUUAUCUAAGCCACCCAAGCUUGGUUAAUAUAUACUUAAGGCUAUUUGCCAAUUAGUUUUAGGUUGGAAUCCUCCAAGAAAUCUAACAGCUUGCUCAUAAAAUUUUAUAGAAAAUGGAGGAAAAAAAGUUUUAGGGCUUAAUGAUCUUUUGUUGAUGAUUAUUUUCUUCUAGAUAGUAACUUUGUAGUAAUUGGAUUAGUAGAGGCCGUCGCUACCAACUCUUGUAGGGCUAGUCCACAGGGGGCUUAAUUUGUUCUGCUUUAAAUUUCCCCCGCUAGUAGACCGUAGGAUUAGUCUCCAGAAUUAGUCGUGGUGGCAUAGGCUGGCCAGACAUCUAGUUAUAAAAAAAAUAUAUGAAUUUGAUAGGAUGAAAAGGUCCAUGGAAUCACUUCAGAAAGAGAACUUUUAUUGGAGGGAUUUUAAAAUUUCAAAGGACAGUUGAAAGACUUGGUUUGAACUUAAAUCUUGGAGAAAUCCUGCACAUUGAUCGGCUCAUGAAUGUUGUUUGAUCAUGUGUUAGGUGUAAAAACAUUGAUUUCAUGUGAUACCUAAAUGGCUAGAAAUAUAAAAGGGAGUUUAGUUGAAGGUUGGAAGAGUUUCAAGUUCUUCUUUCAGUUGGUAAGCUCUCCUUUUCAUGGGUUACCUUUUGUUCCUUAUCAUGUUGUAGCCCUAUUUACUCAAAUGUAGAUUAAUUACUUGGACUUGCUUUUUAAUUGAGUUUGGCCCCAGCUCUAUUGUUGCCAUUUGCAGUUUUAUUUCCUCAAUGGUACUUGAGUAUUCCUCUUCAUUUUCUUUGACUUUAGAGGUUGAAAGGCUGUAGCAAGGCAGCAUUCAUUGUCUAAUGAUGAGUGGGUAUUGAUGUUUAGUUUUGUAUCCGCAUUUGAGCUCUUAUUCUUAGGCUGUGAUUGGACCAUGCAUAUGUAGACCAAAAGAUAGAGGUACACGGAAUGAUACUUUUUGGAUGACAUCUGAUCUAGACGGUAUGCUAUUUUCUUUCAUUCCGUACUUUCCUGAAGUGGAAAUACUUUGGAAUUUUAGUCUAAUCUUUGUUUCUUUCUGUGGUGUGCUCAUUUCUUUCCUCCAUUGCUAGAUUAUUGUUUCUUUGUUCAAAUAAUAUCUGUAAUUUUGUUCUUUUUUGUCAUGAUCAAUAGUAAGCUGUUGGUUGCCAGCAAGAAAAAUAUCAAAGAACUACGACUACUUGGAGCAAUAUUUAAAUUUUUUCUAUAUUUGCUUAUCUAUAGAUGUCUAAAUGACUUGAAAUGUUCUCCAAGUAGAGAAUUAUAGUCGGACUAUCCUCUGUUUUUGUAAGGGCACUUCAGUUAGGCAUAGAGAAGGAGGGCUAUUACAGGAGGAGGACGAUUGUAAUAGCACUGCCAAGGUGGUAAAUGACAGAGCGUUCCUAACAGUACGGAUUUGGGUGUAAGCUAUGCGCAUGCUGAUCUGAACAAAAAGGCUCAGACUUUUUCCAAGAGUCUUUUGUUUUUGAUUUCUUAGUUUUCUAAGUAUGAUUUUUUAGUUUCUGCACGGAGCACUCAUGAAAUUUUUUCCAAGUACUGCAGAUUGUUCUGAUAUGUGCACCGACUAAGCCAAAUAUGCAGAGAGUCUAAAGCAUAAUUCGUAGCUUUACCGAUAUAGAUUUCUGUCGACAGAUAUAAUCUGCAGAUUUUGUAGCUCCUCAGGUGGAACAAUUAUCUAUGGCUUGUGUUCUUGGAGUUGAUAAGCCUCUAUAAUUUUCUUGUCUCUUCAACCUUUUAGCGUCCAUAUUUCGUUAAACAAACAAAAAUUUUGUUUCAUUUCCAUCCAAACAGCCAAAAGGAUUCUUUUUUUCUGGUAGAUCGAAGUGAAACAGUAACUGAAUCUGCGAAGAGUUUAGUAUUCCUAGCUAAACAGAAUCAACAUACUUGAAUGAAAUUUUGAUCCUUGAUUUCUUUACCAUAUAUUCAAUUUUUUUUUUCUUGUGCUUAUGCUUUUAUAUGUAAGUUGCUUCAUAGAUGAUGGACAUCUAUGACUUUUGUAUUCAUAAAAUUGCAGCUUUAUGCUCUAGCGCUGAGCAAUUUUUCUCUACCUUACAUAUAGUGAAGGCACAUGUCUUGGACGAUGGAAGAAUUUAAGUUGGAGAAAGAGACUUGUCUCGAGGAUGAGAAUAUAAGCAAUUGGCAGGAAAAUCAAGUGAACUCAGAUUCUGAUGCAAGCUUUGUGGAUUGUGAAAUGCCGGAACUUGCUAUUUUUGAGCUAGAGAGCGAAUACCAGAUUGUCAAAGACAUUUGCAUCGACAGGGAAAUUCCUUCCCCAGCUAGAUGUUCAGUGGAAAACUGUGAGUUGGAUCAUAGUAUCAUCUCCUGCUUGCUCAACUCUGACAUGGAAACAAAUGGUAAAUCAACAGAGAAAGCACUGACCAGAGUGUCGUCCAUUUCGAAUUCAUCAGAUUUUCUUUCUGAACACGUCAAGCAUUGUGAUUCCAACGAGGAUAGUACAUGUUCAAGAUUGCCAUUGGUCGCAGAAUUUUACGCACAUAUUUCCAAUUCAAAUGGAGAUAGAGUUGAACCAAAAUAUAACAAGGUUCCCAUUGAGGGGUCAAUCUCCACUGCUACAGAAUCUGAUCAGGUGGAGGCCGGAAGCAUCACUUAUGAUUGUGGUCCGUCCUUAAGCACAAUUAAUACUGGGAAUAAGGAAAUUCCUGGAAUUACAGAAGACCACAAGCAGUCAAGUUACGCUGCACCUGGUCCUGUUUUAGGUCCAAUAACGAAAUCCGGUAGCAUAUCUUUCCGGUCAAAUAGCUGCAAUAGCACUCGCUCCUUCACCUUUCCAGUCUUGGGAGUGGAACGACAGCCCUGAAAGAAUGGUGGAAGCAAAAAGAAAAGUCUUCAAGAAGCACAGACGCUGGAAAUCGGUUGUUUCUCUCUGUUGUAAAUUCUAACUGCCAUAUAAUCAAUCCUUCUUCUUUUCCUUCCUGUUUUCUCAAUACAUGUACACAAAUGAAUACGACCUAUAUCUCUAUAUAUAAUUACAUAUCAAUAUCUUGUACCGGCAACCUGGAAUUGUUGUGCACAUUGUAGAAGAAAUGCAUCUUUUGGCUUAAAUGGUCAUAAUUAAGUUGGCUCCA